Molecule: messenger RNA, 670 nt
Organism: Sesamum indicum (sesame)
Lineage: Eukaryota; Viridiplantae; Streptophyta; Magnoliopsida; Lamiales; Pedaliaceae
Source: RefSeq, a predicted model, not a curated record
CCAACGCCAUGAGUGUAGCCGACCAAGAAAAUUACGACUUUGGCGAUCGAGGUGGUCGCCUCUGCGAUUUCUGCAACGAAUCGAAAGCCCUGCUUUACUGCCGGGCUGACUCCGCAAGACUUUGUUUCAACUGCGAUAGGGAAGUACACUCCACUAACCCACUCUUCAAGAAACACAACCGCUCCCUUCUCUGCGAUUCCUGCAAUUCUUCGCCUUCUUCAAUUUUCUGCUGCUCUGAGUCCGCCGUGCUUUGUCAGAACUGCGACUGGGAGAACCACAACAACUUUAAGUCUAUUCAUGACCGAAGACCGAUUGAGGGGUUUAAUGGGUGCCCUUCUGUGAGUGAGUUGUUGAAUUUUCUUGGUUUGGAGGACUUGGGGAAGAAAAGUUUGGUUUUUGGUGGAGGGAACGAUGAGGGUUUUCUGGAUUUGUUGGUCUGGGAGACUCCUGCGGUUGUGAGUCUUGAUGAUUUGAUUGUUUCGAACAAUUCUGUGGAUUCUGGGCUUAGUUUUCAGGCUAUGGGGGUCCCUCCUUUGCCGAAGGUUUGUGCACUAUUUUUGGGCAAAAUUUGUUUUCUCAAGAUUAUGAUUUGUGUUUUCCCGUUUUCCAGUAAAAGGGGAUGUUGGGAUUGUACUUUAUGGUUCUUUCUGUACCUUUGGUUUAUUUGAUG